Alligator sinensis (Chinese alligator) is the source of this 822-nucleotide messenger RNA. RefSeq names its product family with sequence similarity 71 member E1 (gene GARIN5A). Bases 1 to 747 code for a protein of 248 amino acids. Lineage: Eukaryota; Metazoa; Chordata; Crocodylia; Alligatoridae. The transcript is spliced from 5 exons. The record is from RefSeq and is a predicted model, not a curated record. Gene Ontology annotation, cellular component: nucleus.
AUGGCACCGCCCACCCUGGCGGGGAAGCCCCACGCUGCACUGUGCCCCCGCCCUGGGGGGCUGCAGCAGUGCCUGGCGCGCGGGGAGUAUGGGCCCCUGCACCACUGCCCCCUCUUCGAGAGCGACUUUCUCCAGGUGACCAAGCGGGGGGACCUGGCCAACAGGGUGACCAUGGGCAUUGCUGCCACCAGCCCUAGGCUGGAGCUGCCUGACCUCCUGCUGCUGGCACGGCCUGUGGUGGGCCCCGGGUUGGCGCCUUGCCGCUGCCGCUGUGCCCUGGGGCUGCCGCCAGAAGGGGAGGAGCUGGAGCUCUUUGGGAUGCUGCCCCUGCAGUUCGUCCACCUCUCCAUCCACAGCGAGGACCAGUACCAGCUCAAGGUGCACUUGGCCUCCGGCCGGACCUUCUACCUGCAGCUGCUGGCUCCACUGGCCCAGCUGGAGCAGAUCUUCAGCCAGUGGGUGCGGCUACUCUCCCGUCUGCGCUACCAGUGUCCUGGGGCAGUGCCGAGGGCUAAAGGGACCCGUGACAUUCCAGUACCUCAGGGAAAAGGAAGAGGGGGGCGCAAAGCAGAACCAGCCCCCUCCAAAUUGAAGCCCUCUGAGAAGCCAGCUGCACAGGCCUCAAAGCUGAGCAGAGCUUCCAAGCUGAGCAGAGCUUCCAUGGUGAGCAGAGCCUCCACUGUUUCCCUACCAUCAGAACCUGACUCCAGUGACCAGAGCUUUCUGUCUGAGAAGGAAAAGUCCUAGAGAAGCUGCACCAUCCCCCACAGACCAGCGGGGAGCCCCUCAAUAAAGUCCCAUGAUGGACCUGUAGUCAAGCCA